Molecule: messenger RNA, 357 nt
Organism: Phytophthora infestans T30-4
Lineage: Eukaryota; Oomycota; Peronosporomycetes; Peronosporales; Peronosporaceae
Product: mediator of RNA polymerase II transcription subunit 31
Exons: 2
Coding region: 1-357 (118 amino acids)
Biological process (GO): regulation of transcription by RNA polymerase II
Cellular component (GO): core mediator complex; mediator complex
Molecular function (GO): transcription coregulator activity
Source: RefSeq, a predicted model, not a curated record
AUGGAGGUGCCAUCGAAUGACAUCCGCUUCCAGAUGGAGCUGGAGUUCAUCCAGUGCCUGGCCAGCCCUGCGUACCUCAACUUUCUGGCCAUCAAUCGGUACUUCGAGAACCCCGCCUUCAUGAACUACCUACAGUACCUCAAGUACUGGAAACAACCGCAGUACGCCAAGUACAUUGUGUACCCGCACUGUCUGGCCUUUCUGGAUAUGCUGGACGAUGAACGCUUCCGCCAGAUGAUCGCGCGGGAGGAUUUCAUGACGUUAGUGCACGGCCAACAGUUUUACCACUGGCAAACUUUCCUCAACAAUCGCUCAGAGGGGAAACCCGAGGAAGCAGCUCCAACAGAGACGAGCUAG